Molecule: messenger RNA, 1989 nt
Organism: Chiloscyllium plagiosum (whitespotted bambooshark)
Lineage: Eukaryota; Metazoa; Chordata; Chondrichthyes; Orectolobiformes; Hemiscylliidae
Product: major histocompatibility complex class I-related protein 1-like
Biological process (GO): immune response
Cellular component (GO): external side of plasma membrane
Source: RefSeq, a predicted model, not a curated record
UCUUGUCUCCUCGCCACCCGCACCACCCCUCUCGUCUCCCCAUCCCCAUUUCCUCUCUCCUCCUCCCUUUAUUGCAAUUGGAAGUUGAGCUCGAUAGAUGACCUCUUGAGUGUAAAACUCAGCUCAUAUUUUCUUCUUAUCCCCACCCUUUCUCAUUUGUGUUCACCAGCAGAAGUAGGAAGUUUUUUUAAAAAAAAUGACAGGAGGACCUCAUGGCGUGUUGCUGCUGCUUCUCCUGAAUGUCUUCCGAGUGCAGCCAUCCCUGACCGAGUCUCACUCUCUGCUCUAUCAGUACAAUCUCAAUCAUGGGGACAAAGACCUACCGGAGUACAGUGUCCUGGGAAUUUUGGAUGACUGCGAGAUAUUCUAUUUUGACAGCAAUAUGAAAAUAACCAUUCCAAGGCAACAAUGGUUGGUGGACGCAUUUGACAAGGCUUACUGGGAUGAGUGCACUAUCACUGAAGUUGGGUUCCAUGGACUAAUCAAGGGACAGGCUGAUGGAUGGCUCCAGAAAGAAAAUCAAACAUCACGUACCCAUUACCUACAAGGACUAUUUGGCUGUGAACUACAUGAGGCCACUCCGAGUGAAGGGAUUUUGAAGUUUGCUCUUGAUGGCAAAUACAUCCUCAGCUUUGACAAAGAUGCAUUAGUUUGGAUUGUACAUGAUCCAGUUGCAGAGGAAUUCAAAACAAAAUGGGAUAAGGAAACAAAGCUGAACCAUUACUUCAAGAAUCUGCUGGAAAAUGAUUGUAUAGAUCAAUGGAAGGCAAUCUAUUUCUUUGGAAAUGCCUCUUUAAGCAGAAAAAUUUCUCCUGAGGUCUCACUUAUUGCCAAGGAUGGCCAUCACUGGUUCCUGCACUGCAUUGUGAUUGGAUUUUACCCACAGUCCAUCAAUGUGACCUGGUUGAAGAAUGGAAAACAUGCCGAUGAGACGACCUCUACUGGGUUAUUGCCCAAUGAAGAUGGGACUUUCCAACUGAAGACAACCCUCCAAUUUGACCCGUAUGAUGGCAACCAAUAUGCUUGUCAUAUUGAGCACAGCAGCAUCCCGGGUGGAAAGACUGUCCUGUGGGAAGGAAAAGUGAAGGAUAGCAACAAUGUGGGGAUGAUUGUCUUGGCUGUACUCGUUUCACUAGCAAUCAUUGUUAUCAUAUUUAUAUGGUGGAGAAGACGAAGAGAUUACAGUGUUGUUUAACCAGUGCCUUAGAAGGUUAAAUGCUAGAAUUGACAGCACGGACAGACCGAAAUUGACAAUUACUUCAUAACUAUGGUUGUUUUAAUUGCAAAUCAUUUUAUGCUUGUUUUCUCUUUUAAUAAUUUUACUGAAACAUCAAUCAUUUGCUCAAUUUUGGAAAUGACCAUUUACAAGUUUGAUCUUCAAUUGUAUUAACUUAUUGUACAAAUUAUCUAACAACAACUAGAAAUUUCUGGCAUUUUAACAUGUGUGUUGUGAAUAUUAUUACACUCCUGACAUUUCCUAGAUAAUUACCUCAGGUAGAGGCUCUGAAAUUGUGGGGUUAGAUAAUGAUUAUGUUCAAUCAGUGGGCAUGCAACUGAGGAUCACAAGCAUUUGACAUAGUUACCAGUGAACAAUUGCAUCCAUGCUUCAGUAGGUCAGGAGAGCUCUGAGGUGACUUCUCCCUUUUAUAAAUAUAUAUGUAUCACCUCUGUUGCCAACAGGAAGAUUCCAAUGGAAAUAAAACUAAGAGACCUUCUCCAACCUGUGGUCAAUCUUCAGCUGUCAGUAUUUAAAUGGAGUUCAUCUCCUGAAAAUCAACACAUACUAUAAAGGUGUUUUCUGAGUGUUUCAGAGGGAAGCUUUAAAAGUGACUGGAGACAACUGCAAACCUUGCAUAAGUUGACUUUACCCUUUUCAGAGACUUGUUUCAUCCUUCCAAGCAAAUUAAUCUCCAUAUGCAUUGGAAAAAAAAAACCCACAGCAGAUUGGGAGUUUUUUUUUAUUCUUUUCUUUUUUCAAUUUUUUUUCUC